Messenger RNA from Phascolarctos cinereus (koala), 3952 nucleotides. RefSeq names its product BAF chromatin remodeling complex subunit BCL7A (gene BCL7A). NCBI's taxonomy places the organism in Eukaryota, Metazoa, Chordata, Mammalia, Diprotodontia, Phascolarctidae. The record is from RefSeq and is a predicted model, not a curated record.
GCCGCGGCCUCUGGGCGCCUGCGCACUGGGCCCGGAGCGAGCGGCGGCAGCAGGCUUUGUGUGUCUGUAUGUGUGUGUGAGUGUGUGUGUGUGCGUGCGGGAGUGUGUGUAUGUGUGCGAGUGUGUGAGUGAGUGUGUGGAUGCAUGCAUGUGUGUGUGUGUGUGUGGAUGUGCGUGCGAGGGAGUGCGCGGCUGAGGAGGGGAAAGCGAGAAGGGCCAGGGCGCGCUCCAGCAGCCUCGCUCGCCUAGCCAGCACCAUGUCGGGCCGGUCGGUUCGAGCCGAGACCAGGAGCCGGGCCAAAGAUGAUAUCAAGAGGGUCAUGGCGGCCAUCGAGAAAGUGCGCAAAUGGGAGAAGAAGUGGGUGACCGUAGGCGACACCUCCCUGCGGAUCUACAAAUGGGUCCCCGUUACAGAGCCGAAGGUAGAUGACAAAAAUAAAAGCAAGAAGAAGGGUAAAGAUGAGAAGUGUGGGUCCGAGGUGACCACCCCAGAGAACAGCUCAUCCCCGGGGAUGAUGGACAUGCACGAUGACAACAGCAACCAGAGCUCCAUAGCCGAUGCGUCACCAAUUAAGCAGGAGAACAGCAGCAACUCUAGCCCGGUGCCAGAACCAAACUCGGCGGCUCAGGUGGACGGCCCUGAAGCGAAGUCCGACGAGGUGCAUGCGGAGCCGAAGGAGCAAGCUGGAUCGGAAGAUACUUCUGAUGAGCAGAAUUCACAGUCCUCGAUGGAAAAUUCAAUGAACAGUUCAGAGAAAGUCGAAGUGCAACCCUCUGGGGACAACAGUAUAACCACAGAAGCAUCAAAUAACUCUCAGGAUUCGGAAGGAGCACCACCUUCUAAAAAGAUGAAACUAGAGGCUUCCCACCAAAACUCCGACGAGAUUUAGACGUGGAAGUAGCUUUUUCCCGUCCCGUUUUUACCGAAGGUACACCGGUGGGGGCUUCAUUCUAGAACACCCUGACCUACGCAAGCUUCUCUUGGAUGAGAACAGAACUCCUAACUUUUUAAAGUUUACUGAGCAAAAAAAAAAAAAAGAAAAAAAAGAAAAAAAAUUCCAAGGAGACCUAGGAAGGUGUGACUUGUCUCAGACACUGAAAAAAAAUACAACAUGGAACACUGUUUUAUUUUAUUUUAUUUUAUUUUUCCUGUGAAAGCAAACGUUCGGAAGUUCUAAGUUACUGUCUUCGGCAAGGUUGGAGUCAACAACUCAGGAGGGUCUAAUGCACUGUUUCUUUAAAAAAAAAAAAAGGUCCCAGUUACAUUUAUGUUGCUGCUGUAUCUUUUCAUUUCUCUAUUUAACCAUGUAAGGUAUUUAAGGAUGGUACAGGUCAGUUAUUUGCUUUUUUUCUUACUUGUUCCAGCAAUCCCAUCGGCUUUGUUUUGUGCCUUGUGUCCCUGAGAACAGCUCUCAAGGUCUGGUUUUUCCCCCUCUCCCAAUCCCACCCCCAUCUCCCCAGUUGCUUUUUUAUUUCUUUUGCCAAGUGCCCUCUUGUUCCUAGGCUGCUGCCAGCUCAUUUGUGAUCCCUGCCCUAUCCCUACCUCGAGAGGAGCAGAGAUGGAGGAGAAGUGGAGACCGUUGGCCAUUUUCCCCCUUGGAAAAGCCGAGGCUGUAUGCACACGUUUGGGGUUUGAUCAAUCUAGCCCCGAGAUCCAGGCCCUGGUGCGGAUUUUCCCUUGGGGUCGUGGGGCAGGGGUGAGGGCAGGGGAGGGGAGGCUCACCACAGGCUCUCCCAAAGUGGCCUCCUUCGGUGCCCCCAGAGGAGGGGCUCCUGGCUGGGGAUGCAUAACAGCGCCCCAGUUUGCUGCUUUUUUUUAAAUCUCUUCUGGGAAGCUGAGCUCCAUCCUGGGGGACACCCCACCCCCGGCCCCGCCUCCACUGGCCAUAGCCUUGGGACCAGGUUAAUGAUUGUGCAAACUCCUACUUUAGAAUUGUCCCAGCGCUUCCAAUCCUUACCCUGAAAUGCAUCUGUCAGAUCUCCAGGAUGGAAAAUGGCAUGUUUUUUUUUUUAAUUGAUGUGUUCCUUGCAGGCGCUAAAUCAAGGAGAGGGAUGGGUGGGAUGGGGAGAGGCCAGGAUGAGCUGGUGCUGACCUCACCUUUCAUAGGAUGUCACAUGCUCUGCCCUCUGCCUCCCCCCAGCCCUCUCAGCCUUCACCCUUCCCUUCUGCCAGAGCCAAAUCCUCCCUUUCUUGUUUAUUCCUUCUGGCCUAGCAGAAAGGGUGUCUUUCAGACAGGUAAUGCCUCUGCUCCAGAAAUGGGCCCUGCAGAGAGGUGGAGGAAACUUUGCGCCCUUUGGGAGCGCAGCGGUAGCAUGGCCCUUGGUCACCUGCACGAUUCAGGUGACCUUUGUUCAGAUGCAAGUGCCCCUUCUGGGUAUGGUUAGGAAAGCUAACUCUUCAACGGGAGGCCUUCGGGCCUGGCCUGUUUGGUCUGGGAUUCCUCUCCUCUUUAGGGGAUGCUUUCAGCUUUCUCUCUUAACAGCCUUUCCAGUUGUGGAUUCUCUCUGGACGUCCGUCCCCUUAACUCCGGUGACACCUCCGCCAGCGGCUGACCGCCAUCACCUCGAGCGUCUCCAGGCUUGGUUUUCUAUGACUUUACAAGGGGGUCUGGCUUUUCUUUUUUAAAUAAGUCUAUUCCUGCACUUCGAGAAAAAAAAAGUUUAAAAAAGGAAAAAAAAAUGUUCCUGCAUUUCAAAUACCUCAUGCAAAAUUUCUCCUUAAAUAAAGGGAAAACAACUCAAUCUUGAAUUUUGAGUUAGUGACGCUCAAAGGGUAGCUCUCUUUUUAAAACUUAAAAAACAAACAAACAGAUCCUUGUAUCCAUGAAUUUUUCUCCCCUGGGCAGUCAUUCAUGCUGUGAGAACUGUGCAUUGCAAUAUCUAAAAAAGAAGGAAAUGACCUUGAUUUCCCUUUCACUUUGUGAGGUGAAAGGCUUUAUCUGCAAACCCUACAACGACCUUUGAUUACAGCUCAUCUCAUUUAGAUGAAAUGAAGGUGCAUUUAGAGCUUUCUUUCCUUUUCUUUUGGGAGACCAGAGGUUCCGGUACAGACAGCCAGAGGAAAUGGGUUUUUUUGUUUUUAAAGAAAGGACAUGAAGUUCGAAGUUCGCUGGGGUUGUUCACAUCUCUUCAGCAUCAUCCCCUCUCUGACCGAUGGAGUGAGGAUGAAACGCUGAGACCGCCCCUAGUCUUUCUCUGAAGUGCCUGAAAGUAGGAACGGACCCGCUGCCACGCUCGGGGGAAAAGGGGGUCAUGUCGGACCCCAGCGGUCAGAAGGGCGCUCUGAAAGACAUGGGCAAACACAGGUUGGCCUGCCCUGGGCUUGACGGUGACUGAAAGUUCUUCUGCUGACCACAUUUUAGAAAUAGUGCAAAAAUCCAGAUGUGCUUCCUGGGCGACCACGCCACCCCGUCGCCACCCGGGCACCACCCGUCGUAAAGGAGCCUGCGGCUUGAGCGGAGGACAGGGAAAUAGACCCAGAAGCCUUCCACAGAGACAAAACGCUUGGCCAGACCGGCCCCUUCCCCUCCCAGGAUGAAUUUGAACUUAUUCCUUUGGGUAGGGGGCCUGUUUUGUGCCGGGACACCGCAGGGACACAUUCCAGAUAGUGCUGGCACUUCAUGAAACCAACCAUCGACGACCCUCAGGGCAGUUAGGGUCUCUCUUUUCUGGGUGGUGACCUCCUUUCCUAAAAGUGUAAUGGUUUGGAAUGUUUGUUAUCUCUAAGGACCUGUUAGAAGGUGUAAAGAAUUUUUUUUUUCCAAUACCUAAUCGUUUUUUUUUUUUUGUUCGGUUUUUUUCCCCCCUUCUCAUGAUUUUUUUUUCCUGGUGUGUUGUAUAGAGGUAUGAUUUUUUUUUCACUUAUUUAUUCCAUCAGUAGAUAUGGUUUGUACAAUGUACAAUGACUCCCAUUUAAAAAAAUAAAAGAAAAAAUUAAAAUAUGAAUGCCACA